Molecule: messenger RNA, 8351 nt
Organism: Python bivittatus (Burmese python)
Lineage: Eukaryota; Metazoa; Chordata; Lepidosauria; Squamata; Pythonidae
Gene: TRAF6
Product: TNF receptor associated factor 6
Biological process (GO): regulation of apoptotic process; protein ubiquitination; lipopolysaccharide-mediated signaling pathway
Cellular component (GO): plasma membrane signaling receptor complex
Molecular function (GO): zinc ion binding; tumor necrosis factor receptor binding; ubiquitin protein ligase activity
Source: RefSeq, a predicted model, not a curated record
CAAACAUACUCCCUUCACAAAUUAAUAUACCAGCAUGUAUUAACCACCAUUGACAGCAACGAAUUUCCUUUCACACAAAUGUUUUCCUGGCCUUCAUUUAUGAUCAGAAUGCAUAUCUCAAAACAGCACUUUAAAAAGAGGAAGUCAAAAAUCUGAAAAAGGAAAAAUCAAAAUUUCAGUUUUCAGAAAUGUAUUUAUUUGAUUUAUAUCCUGCCUUUAUUUUGUACAACUCAAGGCAGCAUGCCUAAUGCCUGCUUCUCCUGCUUUCCCCACAACAACCACCCUGUGAGGGUGGUCGGGUUGAGAGACAAUGUAGAUGGACCAAUUUCUAGUACCUCUUCUGGGAAGUACUUCCUUUUGACUGAAAAACAAAGAAGGACUUCUAGAGGAGGGACGUUUAGUCCUAAUAAAUGAAACUGUGUGUAAAAGAAGUUUGAAAAAGUAUUCAGUGAUCAGGUAAAUGAAGCUCAUAUUGAAGUCCUCAUGAUACUUAAAUUUAUCAACUUACCAAUUAUUAAAAACUAGCCCACUAAUAUAUUUUGAAACAGGUGUCUUACUGUGUCUUACUACUUGUACUUUGGAGUCUAAUAAAAUGAAGGCAGUAUUCUUAAAGCAGCAGAAGAUGCUUUAAGCAUGUUCGUUAAAUUGAGCAUGUAGUGUUAUACUUAAUAAAGCAGAGGUGGUGUUUAUGAGAAAAUUAGCAUUCCUAAAGAGAAGAUAAAGUGGGCGCAAGAAUGGGAUUUUUCUAAUUUCUUAGAAAAACUGAGUAGAAUUAAUGAUGAAAAUAAACUUUCCUUUAGUUAAAGUAAAACUAAAAUAUCCUAUUCUGGUAACUUCCAUGAAUAAAAAUAGUUGCAUGCAGCUGCAUAGCUGAAAGUGUAGUUCUAAGCCAAAUGUUUAUUACUGUUUAUUUUUGAUAGAUAUGAGUGUCCUCUUUUUCUUCUUAAUCUCAACUAGCAAACUGUUGCUGCUGUUGUGAAGCAAUGCGUAAUUCAGAACUGGCAAUAUUGUUGUAUUGAGAAGGUGCAUGAAAAUAAUAUCCUUUAAUCAGAGUGUUCUAGAUUUCUUUUGGUUAUUACUUAUUUUAAAUAUACAGAUAGUUCUCACUGGUAAAGGCAGGAGACAGAGCAGUAUAAUUAUAUAAUUUAUGUAUGUAGCAUAGUAAUUUUAACAGUUUCUUAGACAGUGGUAUACAGAGAUAAUGAGAUUUAUCUUUUCAAAAUAGUCUCCUUGUGAGGCAUGUUGCUCUUCUGGUCUGGUUCCUCUAGAAAAGCUUCACUGCUUCUUAGCUAACAGUGCAAAUAAUUUCACAACAUCCCAUUUUUCUGAAAGUAAGGUUACAUUUCCAUAUAAUUAAAGAUUUUUAAACUAUUUAGUUCUACUGGCUGGGUUCACAUAUAGUGUGUAUCGAUAACCUCUUAAGAGAGACAUUAUACUUUUAUAGUGAGAAACAGUUUAUUCUGGGAAGAAUAAUUCAGAAGAACUAAAUUUAUACAUUUAGGUAGUAAUGAGCAAACACAUUUUUUGAUAGUCUUUGUUCCCAUUAAGCAACCAGUUCAAACUCUUGUAAUUUUAAAGAACACAAAAGCUGUGUAUGAUCAUUUUGAAUAUCUUGCACUGUAAAGAAGUAAAAGCAUAUUUAUUAAAAAUAACUAUUAAAUCAAACACAUUUUCCAAACAAUAGAAGUGUGGCUACUUUCUGUCAGCACCUUUGAAACAGACACUUUGCUUCAAGGAGAACACAUUUUAGGGUUUCAAGAAGCAUAAAAUCAAUGCAAAAUAAAAUGUGUAUCAAAAAAAGGUAAAAUUGUUUAAAGUAACUGAUAUCCAUAAGUUAGAAAAAGAAGGAGCAACAUCCUGUGUAUAUGUUUGUAUUAAGUGUUUGUGACAUUUAGUUUUAUGUAGGAUAAAAUACAAAGGUUUACAUAUUUUCUUCAUUACUAUGUCAUAAUGCAUAAAAUAUUUUUCAUUAUUCCCAGUAGGAGAAUAAACAGGUAAAUCAAGCUGCCAUGUAACUUAUAGAAUUGUGUUUUGCAGCUUAAGAAAAGCUAUACAGGUAUGCAAAGUCUUAUGAGAACUAAGAAUUUAAAAAUUAGUAUACUUUUUAUUAUACACCACCAGUAGUGUCCUCAACUAGCACAAGGAGGCAAAAGGUAGAGCGAAAGCAUACAGGUUAAGUUUUAAGUAAGUAGUGUAAGUUAUCUGCUUAUACCAAAGUGUACUAUGGCUUUUAAAAUGCCCUGGUUAAUUACAUUUUAAUAUUUAUAUAUAAUUUUUAAGAUCAGAAGUUUUUGAUGCUAUCUUUCUCAAAAACACAGGUUUAUUUGGAAACUGACAAGAAAUUCCAUAAUAAGAACUUUGGUACUGUUCAAUACAUUAUUUCCUUUAUAGUAGCUGCACUUUUCAGUAUACAUGUACUAUUUGAAUGGUUUCCCAGCCAUCAUUCCCUGUGUUCUGAGAAUUCACCAUUAAAUUGGCCCAAAAUCCUCAGGCCAGUUACAAGAAUUCUGGAAGGGAUGGUCGAUAUAGAUGAGAAAGACAUUGGAGAAGUAUGGAUUUUUAAUUCAAAUAGAUUAGUGACUAGCUUGUCCCUAGUAGUCCAGCAUGGUAUCUGUGGGGGCUUACUCCAUUGAGCUAUAAAUCUUGAAUUGUACUGUCCAAAUAUUAUUUUUAGGGAUCAAAAAAUUCAGUGUGAUUCACUAGCAAAAUUUUGCUCCAGCUGUAGUUCCUCUCUUGGCACAUGUUCUUGGGAAGGAAUUGCACCAUUGCCACAGUAUGUAAAAAAGUAGAACCCUAAAUGAGAAUUAUGUAAUUUGGUAUAUUCAGCUCUUAUUAAUGUAGUUCACAACAUGAUAUCCUUCAUAUAUCUUAUACUAUGAUUCACCAAAUUCUCAUUCAUAUCUGAAAUAUGACCAAGGUGCCCGGCAAUUCUGAGAAUAGUAGCCUGACAUAGAACAGCACCAGCUUGGAAAUGCACCAAAUGUUGCAGUGUGCUCUGUCAUCUUGAGAAAAAUUGAUUUGUAUUUCAGUUGAAUGUGCUUGUGUUACCCACUAAAGUCAUUAAUGGCUUCAACAUCUAUACUUCCUUUGCUAAAUUACUGGGUAUGCUGAUGCCUUCUGCUGAAGAUUCUGCUCAGCAAACAGAGAUUAGGUUUUUCACUUUGUUUGCCUUGUAAGAAAAGGACAGAAAAUGAAAAAGGGAAAAGGAACACAGCCCCUCUCCCUCCCCCUGGAGGGUGAGGUGUUUCAGCAGCAGCAGCAGCAGUGAAAGUUGAGCAACCGUGCCUCCAGCGUAUACAGUACUGUCUUUGUGAAUUCUUUUCAGAACUCAGUCAGUAUGGAUCAGCUCAAGUAAGUAUUCUCUCACUCUCUGUCAUGCAUUUAACUCAUUCUCUGUAUGAGAAUUCUUGAGUCCUGGUUUUUUAAUCAAAUUUUGAGGUUCAACAAAGCAAAACAUUGAAGACUGAAUGGAUUGCAACUUUGUAUGUCACUUUGUACUGCAACUUGCAGUCCAUUUCCUUAAAUAUGCCAUUAUAUUUCUCUUUUAUAUUUUUAAUAAAGCUUUCUGAAGCAAGCCAGAUGUCAGUUUAUUUGACAGCUGUCUUUUCAAAAUUUAUCAUCUUUUCUUAAUAGCAGUUUUCUAGCAGAAAGGUGGGGAUUUUUCAAAACUUCGUCUCCUCUCUCAUUUUUGAGGCAACUUCUGUAGACUAAAUGGCAUCCCUUUGAUACUGUUUAUCCCAUGGCCUGAGAACCCAGGUGGAACUUAGAAUGUUAUGGGGUGGUUGUUAUUUGUUCAUUGAUAGGCAGAAAAAUCUUAUCAAAUAAUUGGAAGCCUGCGCUGGUGAGAAAUUCUGUAAUAGGAAAUAGCAGUUGUGGUGCUGGCUUUGGAGGACUAUGAAUUUUGGGAGUACUAGCAAAUAAUGCAAUAUCUUAAACCCAUCUUUUAGGCAAAAUAUAGUUUUUCACUUAAUACUUUUAUCAAACCACUUUUCAUGUUUGUUGAAAAGCAAUUCUAUCUAUAAUGUCCUUCUUUAUUAGUUCUUUAGUGUGCAACAAGAAGGCAAAGAAGGAUAGCCCCUUAUCAUUUUUUUCUUAUUCUGUGAUGUUCGUAUACUAGUGACAUUGUGCUAAGGUGUAAUAUAUCCUAUACUCUAUUGUUGCUGCAUCAGUGGGAUGGUUAUUAGCAUAUGGAGGACUUUAAAAAAUUGCCCUAAAAUCUGUAAGAGAAAAAUCCUUUCUACCAAGACUUGGCCAGGCAUAAAGUCUUGAAUUAAGGGAAUGUAAAUACAGCUUAAGCGUGUUCUUUUUCUGGGCUGUCCACAGCUUCAUCCUGAUUUAAAUGUUUGGCUGGCAAAAUGCCCACUGUCUAGGGAGUAGUUUAGUGAAAGAAGGGUGUAAUUACUUUGUUCAUUAAAAAUUCUGAACAAAGGGGAAUUUUGCCAAAUUGUACAGCCCUUCAGCUUAGGCAGAAUUGCUUUCUUAAAUUUCAAAAUUAAACAUGUUACACCUGAACAGAAAUUACUCGUGACUUCCAUUUCAUAGAAACUUGUAACUUCUAACAAAUAUGGAAUAGUUCCUGGUAAUAUAAAUUGCUUGAAUAGCAAUGGAUCCAGCUCAAGUAUAGCAUUUUUUAAAUUCUACGAUAGUAGAAUUAUAUGUCCUUACUCUCAUAAUCCCAUCAUGUAAAUAUUUGCUGUUGCAAAAUUCAGCAUUAUUUAUUAACUAGGCCAUAUUUUGAAUGCAGUUUAGCUUGCGACUUACAGAUUUUACGCUUGAGUUGUAAUUCUCAUUCUUGCUUUGACAUUUAUUGACUGUGAUUUGUGUAUUUCAGCUGGAAUUUAUAAGGGAUUUGUUUGUUUGUUUUUUUGAUACCAUGGUUAUGGUGAUUUUGAUUUUUUAAAAUAAUAAAAAAAUAAAUAUAUAAUUUGCAUCACAGUGCCUGUAUGUGAUUGUGAAAGCAAUUGGGAAGGGAUACUAGAAAAUAUUCUAAUAUAAUUUUAAAAACGGAAAUGUCCUUUUUAUUUGUUAAAAAAUAGAAAUCAGAAAAUGAAACAAUAUUAAGCUAUUAGGAAGCACAUUUGUUGAGUUGUACGUAGUUUUAGGACAUUCUACCUUUAGCAUUAAUUAUUUUGCCUUUUGCAGUUACGAACAUAGUUUAUAGAAAAAACAAAACACCAUUUGGUAAGCAGAUUUCCCUCUGGAGGCUCCAAAUUGUCACAAUAUCAUAAAUGUAAUGUUCCAAAUGAAGUAUGUAUGUUAAACAAGAAGAAAUAGGAUCAAGAAUGAAUGGAUGGUGAAAGAAUGUGAAUUUUAUAAAAAAGCAAGUGAUUGGUACUAAAUAUGUUGAAGAGGUUUGCUCAUAUAGAGAUAAAUGAGGAUUGAAUCACAGAAGAAAUAAGCAAAGGAAGAAUAGAUUGAGUAGAAAUAUAGUUGUGGUUGGAUGGAGUUGAUGAGGUUUCGCAAAGAAAAAAACAGGUGAUAAGGCAAUGUAUGAAAGUAAUGAAAGGCAGUGUAUGAAAUGGUGCUUGGACAUGUUAGAAGCAAGGAUUGAAAGAUAUGGAAAGGUAUAGAAUAGUAUCAUUAUAAACAGUGUUUAGUUUUCAUCCUCCCAUCCCUUUUAUUUCCACAAUCUUUCCCUUUCCCUUUCCCUUUCCCUUUCCCUUUCCCUUUCCCUUUCCCUUUCCCUUUCCCUUUCCCUUUCCUUGUGUAAAUUGGACUUUUCCUAAUGUUCCAAAAGGGAAUAAUGUGAUAAAUAUCUAAGUAUGUAUGACAAGUUAUUAUUUUCUUUUUCUCUUUCAUAGAGAAGGUUAUCCUGCUACCUUUUAAAUUACUAUGAGUCUACUACAUAGUAACACAAGCUUUGAAACCAGUGAUCAAGAGAGUGGCUGCUGUGCAGCCAUGGCCAGUGCUUGCAGUGCUGGAACCAAGGAGGAAAGCAUCAGUGCCAACAUCAGUAAUGGUACUGGUGGGACACUUUCAAACUCUUUCAUGGAGGAAACCCAAGGCUACGAUGUGGAGUUUGACCCACCACUGGAAAGUAAAUAUGAAUGCCCUAUCUGUUUAAUGGCUCUACGGGAAGCAGUACAGACACCAUGUGGACAUCGCUUUUGCAAAGCUUGCAUUGUCAAAUCCAUAAGAGAUGCAGGUCAUAAAUGUCCAAUAGACAAUGAAAUCUUACUAGAAAAUCAACUCUUUCCUGAUAACUUUGCAAAACGCGAAAUCCUCUCACUGACAGUGAAAUGUCCCAAUAAAGGCUGCAGUCAGAAGAUGGAACUAAGACAUUUAGAGGACCAUCAGGUACAUUGUGGAUUCGCAUCAGAGAAAUGUUCUCAGUGCCAAGGGAUUUUCCAGAAGAACCAGCUGCAAGAACACAUUAAGCUAGAGUGUCCACGGCGGCAAGUUGCCUGCCCAAAUUGUGCUAUGUGUAUGCCUUAUGAAGAAAAGCAGGUUCAUGACAAAAUAUGCCUUUUGGCAAAUGUCUUCUGUGAAUAUUGUGAUACAAUGCUAAUCAGAGAACAGCUGCCUAAUCACUAUGAUAAUGACUGCCCUACUGCUCCAGUACCAUGUACCUAUAGUGCAUUUGGAUGUCCAGAAAAGAUGCUGAGAAAUGAUUUGGCACGCCAUAUGCAAGAAUUUACUCAGGUUCAUAUGAGGAUGAUGGCUCAGACUCUUCGGAGUGUCAGUGUUACUACUCCAACUUCCAUAAAUUUUUCUGGAGCUUUACCCUUUGACCCAUCACUCUUCUCUCAAGCCAUGCCAUCUUCAUGUGAGUGUAGUCCUGAGGUCCAGAACUUCAAGGAGACUAUUCAGCAACUGGAAGGUCGCUUGGUAAGACAGGAUCACCAAAUUAGAGAACUCAUUGCAAAAAUGGAGACACAAAACUCCCAGAUGGGGGAUCUCAAACGCACCAUCCGAAAUCUAGAGGAAAAAAUUACUGACAUUGAAGCCCAACAGUGUAAUGGUAUUUUUCUGUGGAAAAUUGAAAAUUUCAGUAUGUAUCUGAAAGCCCAGGAAGAAGAAAGGCCUGUUGUGAUCCACAGUCCAGGUUUCUACACAGGGAAACCCGGAUAUAAACUUUGCUUGCGUCUGCAUAUCCAGUUGCCAAGUGUUCAACGUUGUGCUAACUACAUUUCUCUUUUUGUUCACACCAUGCAAGGAGACUAUGACAGUCAUCUGCCUUGGCCUUUCCAAGGCACCAUCCGUCUAUCAAUUUUGGAUCAGUCAGAAGGAUCUCCAAGGCAUAAUCACGAAGAAGUAAUGGAUACUAAGCCUGAAUUGCUAGCCUUCCAACGUCCUAUGGCCCAUCGCAACCCAAAGGGCUUUGGAUACGUGACUUUUAUGCAGUUGCAAGCCCUGAAACAAAGAACAUACAUAAAAGAUGAUAUUCUCUUGGUACGCUGUGAAGUUUUAACACGUUUGGACUUAACCAGUCUCCGAAGAGAAGGUUUUCAGCCUCGUAGCACAGAUGGAACAUCAUAGCCGAUUGUCCAAUCUUGAUUGUUUGCUUAUGUAAUUGCGAUAACCAAGUUUGGUUUAAAUUAUUUGGCUCCCUAAGGUGGAACAGCAAAUGGUGCUUCUGUUUUCAAAAAGAAAAAAAUCAUAUUAACCUGAGAUAGCAAAAUUCUGCUAGUACCUUUUCUUCCUGCUCAGGAAUAGAAGGCAGCAGUAAUAAAUAAAUGUGCAUUUUAUGCCUUUUUUGCUACAUGAAAAAUCUUUUGCCUGUAGCAGCCGUUUUGCUAUCUUAUUGUAUGAAGGAUCUGUAGAACUGUAAAUGAAGAGUGAGAUUCAUGAGAAUUACAGAUCUUUGAGCAGAAGUAAGACUGCCACUCCAGGAAGAUAAUAUGCUUUUCAGGAAAGGGGAGAUCAUUCUUCUGUCGUAAGACAAAAAUAUAUCUAGUGCACUCUGUUGAUUCUUACAAGUGAGCUAGAUAACUGACUGACUGUUAUCAGUAGCUGACGUGUUAAAAAUUGUACAUUAAAACAGAGCCACCUACUGUAUAGUCAAGAAUGGGUCAAACUCUAUUGCUAUUUGUCAUUAGAAGAUUGACUGCUAAAGCUAUAAACUGUGUACUUGUAUCUCAGAGAAGUUAAAUUAUGAACUAUAUCUACAUAGAGGCAAGUAUAUAGUGGGGUACCUCAGUGUUCUGUCUUGGGCCCAGUACUCUUCAACAUUUUUGUAAAUGACUCAGAUAAGAGGAUGGAAGGGAGACUCACCAAAUUUGCAAAUGGCACAAAGAUAGGAGGAGAUUGCUAACACCUCAGAAGACAUGCUCAGGGUUUGACAGUUUUGAUAUGCUUGAACAUUGGGCUUUAUCCAAAAUACCGUUCAAUGGCAAAAAAAAAAAAAAAAA